Amaranthus tricolor (Joseph's coat) is the source of this 1601-nucleotide messenger RNA. RefSeq lists its product as uncharacterized. Gene Ontology annotation, cellular component: endoplasmic reticulum; membrane. NCBI's taxonomy places the organism in Eukaryota, Viridiplantae, Streptophyta, Magnoliopsida, Caryophyllales, Amaranthaceae. Gene Ontology annotation, biological process: lipid homeostasis. Bases 246 to 1058 code for a protein of 270 amino acids. The transcript has 9 exons. The record is from RefSeq and is a predicted model, not a curated record.
UUAUACACGAGAACACGAGAGUAUACUUACAAUGUGACUGCCCCCCUAACUCUUCUUGAGAAAAACCAAAGCCUAAAUGUACUGCGCAAGCUUCCUGGCUGUUUCUACUCUCUUGAUUUCAUUCUGACUUGAUUCCUUCUUUUAUCUGGUUUUUGUAAUUGGUGAAUUUGGGAUUACGAUUGAUAUUUUGAUUAUUGACGAAUUGGGAAUCGGAUGAGUAUCGGCUUCAAUUCUUGUAACUUAUAAUGUUGGUUCCCCCAUUUCCUCACAUAGCUGGAUCUGCCACUGAUCUAGUGAAGAGUCACCUGUUGUCUGAUGCUGUUAUUCCUUAUGCUUCGAUCGUUGCUGGCAUAUUAGUUUGUAAAGUGGUCUAUAAUUUUACCCAGUUGUUUGGUGCCUUGUACUUCAAGAGCUAUGCUGGCCUUAACAGAGUACAAAGGAUUGAGUGGAGCAAUCGUGGCAUCUCUACGGUCCAUGCCCUUUUUAUUGCAGCUAUGUCUUUGUAUUUUGUUUUCUGGUCGGACUUGUAUGCUGACUAUCAAACAAAUGGCUUCGUCACAUUUCGCAGCUCAGCACUUUCAACGUUUACUCUAGGAGUGUCUGUGGGCUACUUUAUUGCAGACCUUGCAAUGAUCAUGUGGCUUUAUCCUUCUUUGGGUGGAAUGGAGUACGUUAUACACCACUCUCUUUCUGGAAUUGCUGUUGCUUAUGCUAUGUUCUCUGGGGAAGGACAACUUUAUACUUUCAUGGUCCUCAUUUCUGAAGUGACAACACCUGAAAUUAAUAUGCGUUGGUUUCUAGAUACUGUUGGAUUGAAGCGAUCCCAUGCAUAUCUUAUUAACGGAAUCGUGAUUUUUUUUGCUUGGUUGGUGGCAAGAAUUCUGCUUUUCGUUUACAUGUUCUAUCAUGUGUACUUGCAUUAUGAUCAGGUUAUGCAAAUGCACGCGUUUGGUUUUCUUUUGGUAUUUGUCGUGCCCUCUGUGCUCGCUGCAAUGAACUUGAUGUGGUUUGGGAAGAUACUGAAAGGAUUAAAAAAGACUUUAGCUAAGAAGCAAUGAUGGAGUCCAUAUUGCAGUCAAUCUUUUUAGUCCGUGUAAAAUGGUAAGUCGGAACGUCUGGAGAAAGUAAAAGGAAAUUCUGAGUAACUUGACUUACGAUAGGAUUCUUUUGUACAUAGUUGAACCUUGGAACCACAGAUACUGUGUACAACAUCAAAUUAACAGUUUAAGUUACACCCAAUAUCUAUAAAUAUCUAUUUUUCUGUUGUACAUGUUCAAAUCCAUAUUUCAUUGAUGAUUAUGUGAUGAAUCUUAUUAAUUUUGUGUAUUCUUAUGUUAGUUUUCCUGCUGCUGAUCGUUUUGUGAGCAAGUCGGGAUAGAAAAGCGAAGGUUGAGUAGGUCUAUGUUAUCGACCUCAUUUUACCCGUUACAAAUUUUUUAAACGUGUUAAUGUGAAAUUUUUUGACCCUCUUAACCUAAAGUUAUAAUUACGCCUCGAGUAAGAAUAAUUUUUUGAAGAGCUUCAAAGUAAUUUAUUUUUCGUUUUACGUGUUAUAAGGAAUUUAUACUUUAAGAUUGCAUUUUAUCCUUUUUUCUUUUUCU